CUCAAAACCAUCGACCACGACAGCGCCAUUUUCCUCAAUCUCUCUCCUCCGAUCCUCUCUUGCCCUAGGGAGAGAGAGGAAGAGAGAGAUCGAUAUAUAUAUCCGGGCCGUCCAUCCAGGGAGCGCUACCGUGGUGGUCGUCGUCCGCAGCCACGCGUGGCGGCCGCGACGAUGGGCAACUGCUGCGUGUCUCGGCCGUCGUCAGGCAAGCGGCGGGGUGCCUGCCGCGGUGGCGCCGGCGGGCCGAACCGUGGCGGGCGCCUGGGCGGCGCCAACGUGCGGUCCAGCUCCACGCUGUCCUCCAUCUCCGCCACUGCCGCGACGCAGGCUUGGUCGCCGCUGACCGUGCUGGGGAAGGGCCUCGCCGCGGAGGUGAGCGCCGAGGAGCUCCUCCGGCGGUACCAGCUCGGCGAGGAGCUGGGGCGCGGCGAGUUCGGCGUGACGCGGCGGUGCACGGACACGGCCUCGGGCGAGGUGGUCGCGUGCAAGUCCAUCAGCAAGCGCAAGUUGCGCAGCAGCGUGGACAUCGAGGACGUGAGGCGCGAGGCGGCCAUCAUGCGGUCGCUGCCCGAGCACCCCAACGUCGUGCGCCUGCGAGAGGCCUUCGAGGACGGCGACACCGUGCACCUCGUCAUGGAGGUCUGCGAGGGCGGCGAGCUCUUUGACCGCAUCGUCUCGCGCGGCCACUACACCGAGCGCGCGGCCGCCGGCGUCAUGCGCACCAUCAUGGAAGUUGUCCUGCAUUGCCACAAGCAUGGCGUCAUGCACCGGGACCUCAAGCCUGAGAACUUCCUGUAUGCCAACACAUCUGAGACCUCCCCUCUCAAGGUCAUCGACUUUGGCCUCUCUGUGUGCUUCAAACCAGGUGACAGGUUCAGUGAGAUCGUUGGAUCCCCCUACUACAUGGCUCCUGAAGUCCUCAAGAGGAACUAUGGUAAAGAAAUAGAUAUAUGGAGUGCAGGAGUCAUACUCUACAUCUUGCUAUGUGGCGUCCCACCAUUCUGGGCAGAGACUGAUGAGGGCAUAGCGCAGGCUAUAAUCCGGUCCAACAUCGACUUCCAGAGAGAGCCAUGGCCAAAGGUGUCGGAAAAUGCGAAGGAUCUUGUGAGGAAGAUGCUUGACCCGAGCCCCUACUCUCGGCUGACUGCCCAGCAGGUUCUAGAACAUCCUUGGAUACAGAACGCCAGUGCAGCUCCCAACAUCCCACUCGGAGAAGCAGUGAGGUCCAGGCUGAAGCAAUUCACUGUCAUGAACAAGUUCAAGAAGAAGGCCCUGCUUGUGGUUGCAGAGUACCUACCAGCCGAAGAGCUGGAAGCAAUCAGGGAGUUGUUUCACAUGCUGGACACCAACAAGGAUGGGCACCUGACAAUCGAAGAGCUCAGGAAGGGACUGCGACUGAUAGGACACAACGUCCAUGACACAGAUGUGGAUAUGCUCAUGGAAGCUGCAGACAUGGACGGCAAUGGGACCCUGGACUGCAAGGAGUUCGUGACAGUCUCCAUUCAUCUGAAGAAGAUCCGUAGCGAGGACCACCUGCCCAAGGUGUUCAGCUACUUCGACAAGAACGGGAGCGGGUACAUCGAGAUCGAGGAGUUGAAGGAGGCCCUCUCUCCGAGAGGUGACCAGAAGGCAAUCGACGACAUAAUCCUAGAUGUCGACAAGGACAAGGACGGGAAGAUAAGCUACGAGGAGUUCGAGCUGAUGAUGAAAGCUGGAAUGGACUGGAGGAACACGUCGCGGCAGUACUCGAGAGCGGUUUACAACACCCUCAGCCGCAAGAUGUUCAAGGAUGUCUCCCUGAAGCUUGACGCUAACAAUGGCCCACUUGCUGCAGCAGCCGUCGUUGUCAAAGAACAAGCGGUUGACUGAGUCAUGUCGUCUCUACUACCUGCAAACUCAACUAAAACAGAGAAUGCGAGAACUGUACCCAGUUUUCAGUGUUUUGUGUAUAGGUCGCCACAUUUUGGCAAGCAAAUGUAUCAGGGCGGGUCAAUUGACUUAGUUUCAGGUGCAAAAUGCCAAUGCUCUCCGAGAACUACACGCUUACUCUUUCUCAUAAAACAACAAAACAAGAUGCUGUUAUGGGAAUUGUGGCUCUGGUGAAAAUAAAGAAACGACUACAUCUUCAGAAACA
This is a messenger RNA of Zea mays, 2134 nucleotides long. Its product is annotated as calcium-dependent protein kinase 29. The coding region runs from base 172 to 1869 and encodes 565 amino acids. The transcript is spliced from 7 exons. Lineage: Eukaryota; Viridiplantae; Streptophyta; Magnoliopsida; Poales; Poaceae. The record is from RefSeq and is a predicted model, not a curated record. Gene Ontology annotation, molecular function: ATP binding; protein kinase activity; calcium ion binding. Gene Ontology annotation, biological process: protein phosphorylation.